ACAGCCCCGUGCUCUGUUACACCUCCGGCCAUAUUCUUCUUCAUUUGCUGCUGCCCUCUCUCUCUCUCCCUCUCUCUCUCUAUCAUUCUUCCCCCUCCUCUAACUUUCCCUCCGCUUUUCUUCCCGCGGGGCUGUUUUUUUUUUAAUUUUUUUCCGGGUCCGCAACUUUUCUGGCGUGUCAUCAUUUGUGGAGUGAACGCGGCACAGUCCACACGAGACUGCUCCCUCUGUGGAUUAUAAAGACACUGAAGAAGAAGAAGAAGAAGAAGCAGAAGCAGAAAAAAAUAAAAACACACGGAAAGAAAGAGAAAGAGAUGCCAGGAAAUGCAGCGUUUUCUCCAAUAACCCGGAGGCAGCGCUGCUUUCAGAGAGAAAGAAAUAAAUGACGACGCAGUGGAAAUGAAGAGUCCAGGGAUGUUUAUGUUCAAACAGCAGCUGCUCUGAUUCCUGCUGCUGCUGCUGCUGCUCAUCAUCACAAUGAUGUUUUCUCCUCUGUCUCUGUCUCAGGAUGAGUUCCAUCCGUUCAUUGAGGCUCUGCUGCCCCAGGUCCGUGCCUUCGCCUACACAUGGUUCAACCUCCAGGCCAGGAAAAGGAAGUACUUCAAAAAACAUGAGAAGAGGAUGACCAAAGAAGAGGAGAGAGCAGUGAAAGAUGAACUUCUGGGAGAGAAGGCAGAGGUGAAACAGAAGUGGGCCAGUCGUCUCCUGGCUAAGUUAAGGAAGGACAUCAGACCUGAGUGCAGAGAAGACUUUGUGCUGUCAGUCACGGGCAAGAAAGCAGCGUGUUGUGUCCUGUCCAACCCUGACCAGAAGGGCAAAAUGAGACGCAUAGAUUGUCUGCGACAAGCCGACAAGGUGUGGAGGUUGGACCUGGUGAUGGUGAUCCUGUUUAAAGGAAUCCCACUGGAAAGCACAGACGGAGAGCGGCUCGUGAAGGGAGGCCAGUGCUCCAACCCGCUGCUCUGCGUCCAGCCUCGACACAUCUCCGUCUCCGUCAAAGAGCUCGACCUUUACCUCGCGUACUACGUCCAGGAGAGAGAGGCAGAGCAGAGCAGCAGUCCCGGUCGCACUGGUGUCGGCUCUGAUCAGGAAGACAGUCGAACCACCACCAUGGACGGUCCAGAGUUCCAGGAGAGUUUCGUGACAUCAGGAGUUUUCAGUGUCACUGAGCUGGUCCAAGUCUCAAGAACUCCAGUGGUCACAGGAGUAGGACCUAGUUUCUCUGUGGGGGAACUCCAGGGUCAUCUGGCCUAUGACCUCAACCAGUCUGUCAACCAGCCGGUCAGUGUGAGACGAUCACUGGCGAGCACCUCAUCCAGCGGGAGUAAGCGACAUAAGUCUGGCUCCAUGGAGGAGGAGGCUGACAGUCCUGGAGGAGAGUAUUACCACUCGCCGUCUUCUCCUGCCAGCAGCUCCAGAAACUGGACUGACGACAUGGAAGGAGGGUUGUCUCCUCCAGUGAAGAAAGCAGAGCUGGACAGUCCGUCUCCCCAGGAAGACUCACCAAGAAUGGGAUCCUUCACUCAGCACCACCGGCCAGUCAUAGCAGUUCACAGUGGUCUGUCUCGGAGCACCCACCCCUCCUCAUCCCUCCAUUUCGCGUCCUCCUCCUAUUUCCCUCACGGAGCGAUCCGCUACCCUCCUCACUUGGCCCAGGACCCUCUGAAAGAUCUCGUCUCAUUGGCCUGUGACCCCGCCAAUCAAACCCCCAGCUCAUCGGAACUCGGAAUGCCUCCUGAACUCGGAUUUCCAACUCGGAAACUCGGAGCAACCUUACCAACCCUGACAUGGGAUUCCAAGUUGAAUGGCAGCAGCCAGAUUAAAGUGCCCAGUCACUACAUUUCCUCUCAGAUGUUGGCACCGCCUGGACCCACCUCCUCCCUGGCUUCUAACCCCGCCUCCCUCCCCAGGUCGACCCUGCCUUCUGAGUCAAAGGCUACCACCACCUCCUCUGACGGGGGAGCCAACUCCCCCACGUCACCCACAUACUCGGCCCCUGGAACUCCCCCUGCCAGUCGCUCCUCCUUUGUUGGAGUCACCCCCCGAGACCCAGGUGGACUCUACCAAGCCCAGUCCUGGUAUCUGGGCAACUGAGGGCGCUGUGGAGCACGGCCGACUGUCGUGGACGUUCCAUCCUGGAUGAAGGGAAACAAUGUUGUCAAGACGUCGCCAAAGGAAAAAUAUACUCCGCUCUGUAGCAGCAGCACACGGAGACGCACACACACGUAAACGUACAGCGAGCGACGUUUACAUGUGUGUGCGUGAGAGACAGUCUCGGCGGACGGACGGAGACAUUUUUACAGACCAACACAAACGCUCACUGAUGAUGAUUUUUUUCUAGAGAAAGCAGUGGAUUCACGCAGACGUUCCGGGUUUUUGUCUCGGAGCAGAACCAGACCCUGACUGACGAGCCUCUAACUGAACCACAUGCCCAGGAAGAGGCCUGUUUCCCUGGGAUGGAUGUCAGCCUUUACUCCCCUCCCUUGCUCCCUGGUUCUCCGUGGGUCUCCCAGUGAAAGGCCUCUGUUCUGGGGCCGGACAUGGACCUCACCCCCCGUCCUUCAACCUCCAGAAUGAAACCCUCCUCCUCCUCCUCCUUCCUCUGCUGCAGGUGCUGCUUCUAAUAUAUGCAAAUAAGCCUCCCUUAUUUUCUGAACCAACAUAGCGUGAGAGACCCUGCUGUUGAUAUGUAAAAGUUUCUUUGCACUUUUUUUUGGUUUGGAAACUUCUUCUUCUUCUUUUACCACCAAAAAGACGGAGGCGUUGUCUUUUUUAUUGACAAUCAUCAGGCUGAAACCAUUACGUUGCUUCGCGAGGCUCAUGUUUCUAAGACUUCUUCUUUUCUUUGUUUCUAAAUCGGAAAAAAAACAAAAAAAAAACAAUGAGUAAUAGUGGAAUAUAAGAGCUAUAUCCGUCCUCGAGACACGUCACACACGACGCUGUAGCUGGACACCGGGGACGGAGGAUGGAGGAACCCGGUCUUUGACCCCGGGUGAUUCCGGCAGAAUUUCUCUGCGGCUUCCAUCGCUCUGUCAGGACAGAUGGAGAAUAGUCCAAGCAGCCAAAGGCACAACGUUUGGAGUGAGAAAGACUUUGAACAAACAAAAACCAGGAUCAUGUGCUGAACUGGGUGUGUUUGAGAUUGUAGCACGUGGUGCAUGUGUGUGACUGUGUGUUUGUGUGUGUGUGUGUGUCACUGCUCUGCUUUGAGGACGACAGCGGCGGGAGUUUUUGUAGAUUAGAGAGGAAGAGGAGGAGGAGAGAUUGAGCGGCAGGCGUUGCACUAUGAUUAAGUUAACGAUGUUUUUAUGUCGCGCGCACACAGACUUGGAUUGAGCACAAAGAAUCCGGCGGCCCUCUCCUCUCCUGUCCUCUCCUGCUUUGUCCUCUUCUGUUCUGUUCUGUGGACACCAGGGUCCGAGCCGGCACUGAGGCAGAGACGAGGUGAGCUGGACACACGGAGACAGACGAGUGAGUCGAGUCAGAAUCAGAAAGUCAGAGGCAAAGCAAUAUCCUGUCCUGUUUGGCUUCCCAUAGAUUCAUUCAUUUUGAGCUUUUUUGUGCAUUUUUAGCCUAAUUUUGUCUGUGUUAAUGACGACAUCUUAGAGCAGAGGUCUCAAACUCACGGCCUGAGGGCCACAUGUGGCCCGUCCCAAUCAAUUACAUUGCCCCGACAGUCUGUUUUUGUGAUAUAUGUAGAUUUUUAUUGAGCUCUAUCACAAAACAGACACCUUUUUUAAUGAAAUUCCGUCAAAAAUAUUUUUACUUGACCAGAAAAGACACUUAUUGUCCUCAAGGUGAUUUGAGUUUGAGACGCCUGCCGUAGACGUCGCAGAAGUUAAUGCCGUAAAAAACGGUCGACAAACUUCAUUAAAACUAACAUAAGACAGGUUGUCUUUAUGUAACUAGGUCAAUUUAAUGUGUUUCAAGAUCCAAUUAUAGUCUUUUUUUUUCUCUGACUUUGUCGACCGUGUUUAAUUUUUUCACUGUUGCCGAUAAUCUGCAGACACAGAGGGUGAAGAAAAUCCCAUAUUAAGUAAAAUUCACUUUUAAAAAAAUAUAUAUUAUUAUAUAAUAUUUCCAUGAUUACACAGUAAAAUACUUUUCUUUUUUUUAGUAACUGACGUUUUAUAUAUUUCUUUAUUUUCGCAACUAGAUUCAGUUCCAGGUCUGGUGUUUUCUUGUGUUUUCUUGUGUUUUCUUGUGUUUUCUUGUGUCUUUGAGGUGUGGUCAGAUUGAACGUCGGGCAAACUCACAGAGAUUUGACCACUUACACUUUUUAUUCUUACUUAAAGGUUUAGUGUGUAAAGGUUUUCAAGUGUGUCGGAAAGCCUAUGUGUAGCCUUCAGUUAGCGUCAAAACUCAUCACAUGUCAAAAGACGUUUAGUUUUGUCCAUAGCGGGCCACUGUAAAAUUAUUUUUUUGCCACUGGAGAAUAAGUGCCCCUAAAUCUUACAUACUGCAGCUUUAAAAGACUGGUGUGUGUGUGUAGGUUUUAGUGCCAUCUAGGGGUGAAAUAGCAUAUUGCAACCAACUGAACACCCUUUGUUUCCAAAUCUAAGAGUAUAUGUGAAAGUACAGUGCCUUUCAGAAGCAUAAAAACACAAAAAAUAAGUCCUUCUUUAGAUUUGAAUACUCAUGGUGGCACAACACGGAGGAUUCCAUGGAAAUUAAUGCACUUCCUGUGGAACAUAAAGGUUAAAAACACACAAGAGUUCUUACUUGUCAGGUGGAGUAAAAGCAUAAUAAUAUUUAAUUUCUGAAAGAUAAAUUUUACACACUGCACCUUUAAGUAGCCUUCCAGCUGCCCUGCAGAGAUCAAAUGUCUUUAAAUAUGAUUCCACUGACUUCGGCUGUGGUCGGAGCAGGAGCAGGAGGAGCGGAGCUGAGGUCGCUGGAAUCACAGGAAAUUCUACAUCUGCUCUUUUUCACUCAGAGCAGAAAGAAAAAUAAUAAAAACAAAAACACACCUUUAAAGACACAGAAGAAGCAGCUGCACAAACGUUUCCACCCUAAAAAGAGUUUGACAAGCUUCCAGCGCGUUCACCAGCUCCAUGUGUGGAAACUGUGUGUAUGUGUGUCUUUAAUCGGAUCAGACCUUUAUUUUCCCUCUUUAUCAAUAACAAGGCCUUUGCACAUCAGACACUUAUUCUUUUUCCUUUGCACAUUUACAAUAUUUUUAAACCUGUAUUUGAUCAUUAAGCAGGACUGAUUAAAGGUGUUCUCUCUGAAUCAGUACCAAUAUUUUUGGUCCAUAUAUUUAUUACAUUUCCUUACAUAACCGUUGAUGGUAACAAAUUAUACAAAAAAACCUUCAGUAACCAGUUAUUGAACAGCAUUAAUGGUUUAAUGUCUGCACUGCAGUGACAUGUAUGUAUAUUUCAUUUUGUUUCCAAAAACAAUGCCACAUGUGGCACUAAUCCUCUUCCAUACAAUUAAACAAAAAUCUUUUUUCUCAAAAGUAAGACUUCUGAGGAAAGUUUUUUUUUGUAAAAACAAUAUUCAAAUCUCACCAUAAUUCUCUUCUGUAGCCUUGUAAUAAUUAAUAAUUGGCUGAUUAAUAAUUCAUAAUUGGCCAAUGCCGAUCAUUAAAAAAACUGCAGCCACAAUAAUUGGUCUGGCAUUGAUAUUAUAAUUAUUUUUGCUUGGUUGCAUCAGGUCACGUUGACAUUAAUCUCUGAAUUAUUUGCACUUUUGUGUCGUUUGUUUGCGUCACUGUCGACGUGCAAAGGCCUUGAAACCUCCAGGUUUGCUCUGCGUUCAGUCUGAACACAGGUGUGUGUGUGUGUGUGUGUGUCUUCCUUGUCCUCUCCCAGGGUUUGAGGUUAAAGUCGACAGCGCUCAGCGCCCCUUAGUGUCUCACUUUUCCUGGUUGUGGUUUAAGGUUUGGGUUAAAGCCGGCUUAAAGCUGUUGUACUGCAUGGUGCUGUCCCCUGGUCGCUGUGCUGACCUUCAAGAAUGCAUGGCUCAAACUAAUAAUACCUCUUCUUCUUCUUCUUCUUCUUCUUCUUCUUCUCAAUCCCUCUCUUUCUUCUCCUCUCUCUGACACUGCGACAGAGGGCAGUGCAGGGAAUCGUUGUCUGUUAGUUCCUUUUGGAUUUUAAUAAUUGCCCUGUUGUUGAACUUCUAUUUUGCACGAUAUAUCAUGAAACACAUUAUGUGCCUUGCCUUUAGUUAAAGAAUAAUAAAUAAUACAUUAUGGAGAAAUGAUCAUACUUAUCAUGGUACAGCUGGUAGCACUUGUAAAAAAAAGAAAAGAAGUAAAAAAAAAAAAAGCUGCAUGUGUGAUUGCUUGACAUUAAACGAUGUAGCAGGUAGACGAUGAGGCGAGGGCGUGUUUAAGCUCAGCGGAUUAUUUCAUUAGCAGCAGCAGAGGCGGCGACAGAACUCACACCUGGACCACAGUGGACGUGUGAGCGCUUCGUCUGUGUCACGCCAGGUUUUGUUAUUAGAUUACAGCACAUGUGUAAUCAGAUUACAGCAGCUGAGAGAGUCAAUAGUGGAGUCACACUUGACACGAACGCAACACUUUUCCUAGCUGUUUCAAAAAGGAGCACUUUAGCAUUUCAGUUGUCGAAAUCCUCUCAUUUUUUUAACAAGGCUUUAAAAAAAAAAUAACAAUGACAGAUAACAACAGAUUUAAAUAAUUCAGACGGUACUGUGUGUGUGUGUGGGGGGGGGAGAGUGGCUCGUUUUGUGAUAUACAUCUGUCACAUUUCUACUGAUAUCUCUUGCAAUUCUCAUCCAAACAUUGUCAAAGUCGGUCACUGGUGCCCUGAGUGAGUUGCCUGCUAAGUUUGAAGUCUGUCGCGCAAACUGUUAAACAGUUAUGUAAUUAAAAGACGGACGGUUCCUUGCAUUCAUAGGCGGAUAUAACAGUUAAAUGACAGCAAAUACAAAUGGCAAAUAUAAAGCCCAGUGAAUCAGUCUACCUCUGCGUCUGAGUCCUGGCACAGUUGAGUUCAUACACACGUUAAAAAAAUAAUAUAAUUUACAGCCACAUGAAGCUGUCACACAACUGCACCCUCAUCCACUGUGGCCCAGCCAUUUUUUUCUCUGCUACCUUUUAAGAUAAUUCUUACAGUGUGGCAUUUUGGGAAAUACAUGUCUGCUGUUAUACUCGGAGAGUCCUGAGGAGGGCAAUGUCACCGUGGACACAUUUUGCUAAAUACACAUGAACACUAAUGGUUCCAAACACAAACAAAAGCCAUUUUCAGAGACUUUUGCUGUUUCCAUCGUGGUACGGUUCGGUUUGGCAUGGUAAAGACCUAGGUCAGGCUUCCUUUUCGGCGGAGAACUGUACCUGUACUUGGUACGUGCUACCAUUAUUUGGCCACGUCAGUGAGAUGACGUCGUACCUGACCACAUCGUACCAUUUUACCCUGGUUCCCCAAGGGAAGGGUGCCAAAGAAUGGAUGGUUCAUUACGUACCAUACCGUACCGCUCCACUGGGUGGAAAUAAUACUUCUUCAGAGUAGAGUUCGGCUCUGUCUUCGUCCUGCUUUAAAGUCUUUAGUAUCAAAUACCCCCAAACACAUCUCCAAGUAUUUAUUGCAGGGGAAUGAAAGCAAGUCUGUAAUGUGAGGUUGUGAAUAUUUAGUCAGGAAUUUAGCCAAAGUGGCCAAGCGACUAAAUCCAGACUGAUGGAAACAUGUUAAACAUGAGGCUCCAAUGCGAUGAUGAUGAUGAUGACUCUGACCAUGUGCUAGGAUACGAUAUGAGUUUUAUAUGAAUGCAUGCACUUAACACUAUUCUUACUCAACUUGGCUCUUGGGUUAUUUAAAAUGUUUUUGAGUUGUUCUGUCGCUUGUAGAUUUAUAGGUUUAAACACAGCAGUUUCUAUAAAAACGUGUAAAGCGUAGACACACGAAACGAUGUAUAGAAUGUUUUUUAUUACUAUUAUUAUUAUUGUUCUUAUCUUGGCCGUGGCAAAGCCACACAAUUUAGAACCCAUGAAAUGGGCGGGCUGGAAGUAAGGGAAGGUGAUGAAUGGUGAAAAGUGGAAGUUAAUGCAGGGUGAAGGAGUGUGAAGUAGAAUGUAUACAAAGAGCAUGUGUGUGUGUGUGUGUGUGUCUGCCAAGGCGGCACAGUCCUCUGAAUGUGUUAUUUUAAUAAGAGACAGUAUUGAGAAAAGUCCAGUAUAAACCCAGAGUCCAGUACAAACGUGCUGAUGUGUCGAUUAUUAGCUGUUGGCAGCAACCUGAUAAAUUCUGACCUGCAGUGUUGAGUAACGACCAAUUUUGGGCUGCAGAUGUACGUUACAAUGACAGUUCAACCUUAAAAAGAGCAAACGAUGAUCCAAAUACGUGUGACAAAACUUAGGUAAGAAUUGUUUUACCAAAACAUUUAAUGGCACUUUAAAUAAUGACAUACACUAAAUUUACACUAAGUUUUUCCUUUCACAAAACUCACAAAAAAUCAGACCUACACUGAAACAUCCAGACUCUACCAGACCUUGGAUAUUAGCCAUUAUAUAUGAUCACUUGUUCAUCGGUCAUUUUAAUAAAUAAAAAAAUUGCAAAAGUUCGUAAAAACGAUCCUCAGUGAAAACCCAGCUGUGGUGAAGUUGAUUUUUAGUCCUGACUGUGAUUGAUUGCCCUGAAAGCAGGUUGGAAAGUUAGUUUCAUGUUUGCACUCUUUGUUUAUUCAGAACUCCUUGUUUGGCUCUAUUAAUAUCCUUUAUAAUAAGACCAUGGCGCAUCCAAGACUGUAUUACUAAGACCAAGUAUGAAGAUUGAUUAUUAAUACUUUGUUAGAGGAUAAAGGCAGAGCAUUGACUUUUGUUGGCUGAAAUUUGAUUUUUCUGUUGUUAGUUGUUAGUUUCCUGAAGAAAUGACCUUUAAAUGAAGGCAGGACAGAAUGGACAAUAAGUAUACAGUAAUCUCUUGGUAAAAUGUUGGGGGAAGGACACAACAGUACACAAUAUGUUCAUUAUGUUACAGAACUACACAUCAUUGGGAAAAUGGGCAUAUAUAUAUACAUAUAUAUAUUUAGAUUACUAAACUGCAUUUGGACUUAGAGACAUUUCCCCUGGAUCUAGGAACCUUUGGAGGAACCAGAAUCACCCCAGAAGGACUAAUGCUAAUCCUUUAUCUACCACUGUUUUUAAAAAGACAAAAUGAUUCCCAUUAUCCCGUUAUUCCUUGUUGCAAAGUCUUUUGCGUUACUGUCACCUGCUGGACCUCAUUAUAACCAUUGGUUCUUCUUCUGUCAGCAGCAGUUUUAGCCCAGGUCUCUAGAAUACAGUUGUCAAGCAGGCAAAGUAAUAAUAUUUAAACCAUUAGUUCUGUGAAAAAUGUUCCUGAGAUUAACAUUUACUUGUAGAUUUUGGUAAAAUGAUGUGGUGGAUUACAGUUAUAAGUGACAUGGUUCUGUGGUGGUCGUGUCUCUUCCAGCUGAUGAACCAGAGCAUGUGGAUGUUGUACUUUGGGAAUCUUAUCACUGAUGAUUCGUAUUGUCCAUCAGAACUUUUACCUGUCGCUAAAAUAAAGUCUAAACCGUCUCUUCUAUAGAGGAUGAAAGCAGUCGUGAAGUUUUAAAAGCAGCAUAUUGUUCAAAGUGUGGUUCAGUGAUUUGGAUGCAAACAGCUCCUGGCAGUCAGUCAAUACCUUGACGUGGUAGAUGAAUUGGCCAGUUGGAACUCAGCAUUGCUUUACAUUUUUCCCAAGUAGGAGGUUGACAGAUUUCUAAAUCCCAAGCUGUCUGGAACGUGGCAAUAAACUCGAAUCUUAAUGAGGCUUAAAUAACAUGUUGUUUUGCUUCUUACGCGUACUGUAUCUUUUAUUUGGAUCAAGGAAGAUUGGCACUUUUUUUGUGAAAUAAAUCAGCAGGUCAUCGGCAUAGAAACAGACAGUGAACAACCAAAAACUAAAUCAACAAGCAGUGCCUGUCAUUUUACUUACAUUUGAGUUGUUUUUGUACACUGUACUUUGCGUUAAGUUUUCUAUUCUCACACCACGUGGUCACAUGCUCUGUAUCGAGAUCGUCGCUCACUUAGGGAAGAUGGGCUGAAGGUGACAAGCCAUAAAUCAUCCCAAAGAGCUGGAGAAAAAUUUCGAGCAAACACCAAAAGACUGAAGCCAAGUUGAUUAACAGUUUUCUUUUUAGUUUGCACGAAUUAUGACUGAAUUAGGAAAGAAAUAAGCAAAUCCAUGCUAACUGAUGAGUAGUUGACUUCAUCUGUUUCCAUUACAUGGAGUUGCAUUUACCUUUAAUAAAACACUAACAUUUCCUUAAAACACUUCAGUAGGUAGGAAACUUACUGAUUGAAGUUUAGUCUUGGUUGCACUUGGUUUGUCCGUCACUAUUAAAUCAUGUCGCCGCAGAUAACUUCCCUCUGGGUUUUCUUUUCUCUGUGGUACAAACUGUUAGCCCUGUUAGCUGAGGUAACCAAACGUGUGCGUGGGGGAGAUGUGUUAAGAUAAACAUCAGUCAGAAUCAUACCUGCUCUGUGACUGUGAUUGGCAGAUUCAAGCUAGUACUAGAAGUAGCUCUAAUGCACUUACACGUACACUUUAGCAUUAGUGCUUUAGCAGUGGGCGUGCCUCUUGACUGGUGCUGCUGGUGCUCAGUCAUGGCUUCGUGCUAAGAGUUGCUCGUGUUGCUAAAGCAGUAGCCUCUGGUGGCGGCCGUUGUUGGGACUCAAGUCUGAUUACUGAUCAAGCUAAUUUGAUUGGCCAGGGCCUGUUCUGGAAUAUUGGUGCGUUCCAGUUGUAGUAGGAAGUUGGAAUUUCCGAGUUUGUGAUUGGAAGUUUCAAGUGUAACGCCCAACAACCAAAAGGAGGAGUUUUGGUUUGAGGAGAUGUUUUCAUCGAGGGCUCUUUUCUAUAAACUGUUAAUGUGACUCAACACCCUGCUUCUGGUGCUGCUGCUGCUGUCGCCUGAAAACCUUCAUCGUCAAGUUUCCGUUUCUUUUUUUCGCUGUUUAGUACUUGAAUUGCAAUCAGUUUAUUUUGAAUGGCCCUGAGAAAUCUUUCUUUGAUUCAGACGCAGCAGCUGAAGAACCUCUUUCGUACGGUAGUUACUGAAAAACAGAUUUUGUACAGCUAGGUGUCCCAUGACAGACAGUAGCUAUGUCCUCCCCAAUCCACGGGCUGGAUCCUCUGGAGCGUGUUGACAUUUGAAUGCGUGGAUGUUCCCAGAUAUCCCGGAAUUCCUUUGCACGCCAGAGUCUCAUUUCAGAGCGCCUCACUUGGCGUAUCCAGCCAGUAGAUUUGUACGUAGCUAGCGAUGCCAUGUCGACUCUUUUUCUCUAUCUGAGGGUAAAUUGCUUCUGAGAGAGUUAGCUUCAUUUUGUUUUUGCGUUUCUUUUCCUCAUGUUUUCUUUUUCGGUUAUUAUAGUAAAAGGACUGCUUUGCUUGCUUCCAGAUAUAUAUCCCUUACAUCAGAGAGAGCAUAGGCAUGAACAGCUUUCAUCAGUUAUUGCAUGGCUGCUGUCUACACAGACCACAGUCCUUUUUCAUCAAACAGAAACCAACAGGAAGUCUUGAAACAUCGCUUUAUUAUGUUUUAUGGUGGAACACCUUAAGGCCCAUUUAUACUCGUCUGUACUUUGUGUUCAUUGCGUCCGUCAUUGUGCGCCUCAAAGGAGAGCUCACGAUGACGGACAAAAUGGAGCAAUACCACGGAAAGUAGUGGGGGCAGUAUAGAGUCAGUAGUCAAAUCAGUCAGGAAAACAACCAAGAAAUGGGCAGUAUUUGAUAUGAGCCGGUCUUUCUGGCAUCACUGCUUUAGUUUCUCUAUAAUAUGCACCUUAUUAUUUAGCUCCUUGGCAUUUCCAAACGUUGUCCGACAGACUUUUAGUGGAGAGAACAAAUUUCGUAGAAAACACGCGUCUCUCAACAAGACGUUAAGCUUUGUAUGAGAAAGCAAUACGACUGUGGGCACUGAAGAAACACUGGUCGCCCAAUCGGCUCAGUGUUGUGACCAGCUCCAACCUGACUGUACCAUUUUACUCCAGUGCCCCAAAGGAAGGGUGGGGAACGAUUGGUACUGUACCAAACUACCAAACUGAACCGUUCCACUUCCACUCAGUGAAAACACAGCUUUAUCGACACCAAAAGUGUCAAAACAUGCACUCAUUUGCGACUCAGUGUUCCAGUAUAAGAGCAUAAUAAACAAGGUGUUUCCUGCUGAAGUAGAAAAAGGCCGCUGUUCUGUUCUGGAUGUAGUUUGUCGCACUUUUUAAACGAGAGCUAAACGAAGUACCUUUUUUAUUUUUCCUCCUUUGGUUUGUUUUUCAGCCGUGGCUGCAAAUGUCAGUGCUCAACAUUUAUUUGCAUGAUAUAAAGCGUUCCUCUCUCUCUCUACAUAUGUAUGUGUAAAAAUAAAAGCCUUCAGACAGGGACAGGAAGUGAGUUGUGUGGUCAAACGUUGGACUUUCUGUCCCGGUGUGGAUGAGAGACGGCUGCCUGAACCAGUGUUCCUGAUCUAAUGUUGUUCAUCUGCUGUGGGGGAUAUUUACAUCUUUGAUAAUAAUGUCAUUAUAACCAUAUUUAGCCAUUGCUGUCAGCAAAUGCUGAUGAAGUCAUUACUGGAAAUGAGUAUGUUUCCCUAUGCAAAAAUAUACCAUUAAUAAACAAACUAUACCACAAUUCA
Molecule: messenger RNA, 12597 nt
Organism: Solea solea (common sole)
Lineage: Eukaryota; Metazoa; Chordata; Actinopteri; Pleuronectiformes; Soleidae
Gene: nfic
Product: nuclear factor I/C
Exons: 14
Coding region: 478-2094 (538 amino acids)
Biological process (GO): regulation of transcription by RNA polymerase II
Cellular component (GO): nucleus
Molecular function (GO): RNA polymerase II cis-regulatory region sequence-specific DNA binding; DNA-binding transcription factor activity, RNA polymerase II-specific
Source: RefSeq, a predicted model, not a curated record